This is a messenger RNA of Magnusiomyces paraingens, 1017 nucleotides long. RefSeq lists its product as uncharacterized. The transcript has 2 exons. The record is from RefSeq and is a predicted model, not a curated record. Gene Ontology annotation, cellular component: Elg1 RFC-like complex; Rad17 RFC-like complex; Ctf18 RFC-like complex. Bases 1 to 1017 code for a protein of 338 amino acids. Lineage: Eukaryota; Fungi; Ascomycota; Dipodascomycetes; Dipodascales; Dipodascaceae. Gene Ontology annotation, biological process: DNA-templated DNA replication; DNA repair. Gene Ontology annotation, molecular function: DNA binding; ATP binding; DNA clamp loader activity.
AUGAUGAAAAUUGUUCCUAAUACCGGCGAUUCUUCAAAUAAUGAAAUUUCAACUAAUAAAGUAAAUAGCAGCGAAUCCCCUUGGGUUGAAAAAUACAGACCAAUUUAUCUCGAUGAUAUUGUUGGAAAUGAAGAAACAAUAGAAAGAUUAAAAGCAAUUUCGAGAGAUGGUAAUAUGCCACAUAUGAUUAUCGCGGGUUUGCCUGGUAUUGGGAAAACAACUUCAAUUCAUUGUUUAGCUAGGGCUUUGCUUGGAACCUCAUAUAAAGAAGCUGUAUUAGAGCUUAACGCAUCAGACGAAAGAGGAAUUGAAGUUGUUCGUGGAACGAUUAAAAAAUUUGCUCAAAAAAAAGUUAACCUUCCCCCAGGCAGACAAAAAAUUAUUAUAUUAGAUGAAGCGGAUUCUAUGACUGCAGGCGCCCAACAAGCUCUUAGGAGAACAAUGGAAAUAUAUUCUCAAACUACUCGUUUUGCUUUUGCAUGUAACAUGUCUAACAAAAUUAUAGAACCUCUUCAGUCUCGUUGUGCUAUUCUUCGUUUUGCAAGACUUUCAGAUGAGCAAGUUUGCAAAAGAUUAAUGAAAAUAAUUAACCUGGAAAAUGUUAAAUUUAGUGACGAUGGCAUUAGUGCAUUAAUUUUUUCAGCCGAAGGAGAUAUGAGACAAGCCAUAAAUAAUCUACAAUCUACAGUUUCGGGGUUCGAUUUUGUUAAUGCUGAUAACGUCUUUAAAGUCGUGGAUCAACCGCAUCCACUAAUUGUUCAAGAAAUGAUUAAAGCUUGCAGCAAACAAAACAUUGAUGAAGCAUUAAUCUCUUUAAAAAAGUUAUGGGCUAAAGGAUACAGCGCAGUUGACAUUAUAUCUACAAUGUUCAAAGUGACCAAAAGUAUUCAGGAUCUGUCUGAAAAGAAAAAAUUAAAUUAUAUCAAAAUCAUAGGAUUGUCACAUAUGAGAAUUUUAGAUGGAAUUGCAACGUAUUUGCAGUUAGAAGGCUGUCUUGCUAAACUUUGCAAAAUAUAA